Myotis myotis is the source of this 1295-nucleotide messenger RNA. It is a transcript of the gene GPSM3, whose product is annotated as G protein signaling modulator 3. The transcript is spliced from 4 exons. Gene Ontology annotation, biological process: regulation of inflammatory response. The coding region runs from base 323 to 802 and encodes 159 amino acids. Gene Ontology annotation, molecular function: GTPase regulator activity; protein binding. Lineage: Eukaryota; Metazoa; Chordata; Mammalia; Chiroptera; Vespertilionidae. The record is from RefSeq and is a predicted model, not a curated record.
CUCUGGAGAGGGGAAGGCCAAGAGUUCUUGCCCACCUUGAAGCCCCUUUGCUCCUGCGGGAGGAGCUUUUCCCAGCCUCUGCUCCCCUGGGGAGAGAGGUUGAGCAGCAGUUUGGGUGGGAAAACAGAGCUGGAGGAAGUUGACAGGGAUGGGCGGGGCCCAUGGGGGCUGACCAGGAACCCAGCUUCCUGCUUAGUACCCAGACAUCCAGCCCCUGGCUUGCCCCCACCCCUUCCAGCCCCCACUCCCCUCAGGAACUCGGGGUGCCGGCCCUCCUCCAAAUCCCAGCUCCCCUCCCCCAUCGGUUUCUCCCCUCCAGGGCAUGGAGGCUGAGAGACCCCAGGAAGAAGAGGAUGGUGAGCAGGGCCCCCCUCGGGAUGAGCAUGGCUGGCCCCCUGUAAACACCACCAUUCGACCUUGGCGAUCUGCUCCUCCAUCCCCUCCUCCAGGGACCCGCCACACAGCCCUAGGACCCCGCUCGGCCUCCCUGCUCUCCCUGCAGACAGAGCUCCUUCUGGACCUAGUGGCCGAGGCCCAGUCCCGCCGCCUAGAGGAGCAGAGAGCUGCCUUCCACGUCCCCCAGGGUCCCCCAAACCUAGCCCCAGCCCCACCCCGGCCCCAGGAGGACAAAGAACAGCUCUACAGCACCAUCCUCAGUCACCAGUGCCAGCGGAUGGAAGCCCAGCGGUCAGAGCCUCCCCUGCCCCCCGGGGGGCAGGAGCUCCUGGAGUUGCUGCUGAGAGUUCAGGGUGGGGGUCGAAUGGAGGAACAAAGGUCUCAGCCCCCCACUCACACCUGCUGAGACUUGAGCCCCCCACCGGCCCGCCCGCCCCACUCCGGGGCUCCCAGCGGGGCAGCCCGCCGCAUACCCUCAACCCUGCUGGGCAGGGGCCCCGGAACUGGGCCCAGCAGACAUCUCACUGUCCAUCGCCCUGGCCCAUGUGCCUGCGAACCGAGGGGGUGAAGGCCUCGCCCCUGGGAACAGGCAAGGUAGGAGGGUCCUCGAGGACCUCCCUGAGCCGGCGCUGGAGGCGGUGAGCACCCCGCGCCCAGGGGCACCGUCCCUCCCGUCAUCCCAGGGAGCGGCUGCGGGGACCCCCAGACGUCAAGCCGCUCGGCAGGGUCUGAGGCCCCCACCUCCCAGGAAGACGCCUCGUCCCCCCAGGCUGCGACCCGGGGGGCAGGCCCGCCGUCCCGGCCAACGAGAGGGGGUGACGGACUGCGCGCUCCCCGGCGCCCGCCCCGCCCCGCCCCGGCCUGAAGUUCGGUUUGUGAAUAAACGCGUUCCCUCCCGA